AUGAAAAAUACAUCAAUAGAAUCACGUCGAAGCGCCCUAAGCAUGGCGAUUGCCGGACUUAGGUUGUGCGGGAUUUGGAGCCUGGAUUCAUCGAGCCCGAUUUUCCUAAAACUUCUACAUAAAAUUUCAAACAUUUUUGGCAUCAUUGCGCUAAUUAUUUUUGUGGGAACGUUAGCUAUAGAUCUGAUACUUAAUUCUAACGAUCUUUUGAUUGCCACCGAUGAUGGAUGUUAUCUCGCUGGAAUAUCUGUUAUAGUAUUCCAAGUAUACAAUUUUCGCCGUCAUCACAAGAGAAUAAAAAACCUCAUAUACGCAACUUAUAGACCUAUUUAUGUACUUCAAAAGUAUACAGAUGUUGGACUAAAUAGAAUUUUAGAUACUACUGCUUACUACCAAGAUCUAGAAUUUUGGUUUUUUGUAUUACUCGGUAGUAGUCUGACGAUAGCAUUAAUGUUUUUUGUGCCAACAAAAGAUGGUAGUCUACCAAUACGAGCAGCUUAUCCAUUUGAUACAACAAAGUCACCGAUGCAUGAAAUAGCAUUCGUUCUUCAAUUUUACGCAGUAGCUUACGGUAUCAUGGCGAUUGUUUUUAUUGACACAGUGGGUUUAGGACUCAUUAAAUGGAUUAAUAUCCAGUGCGUUAUUCUCGCGUCAAAUUACCAAAAUUGUCGAAUCAAUGAAAGUAAAUUAAUCUCUUCAGAAUCUUCCGAUAAUUUAUCAAUGAUCGCAUCUAUUGCUGAAGACAUUAACAAUACUAAUGACGAUUAUGAUGAAAAAGAACCAAAUAUAACAACAUUUUGCCCAUUCGAUGAUCAAGAUACCGAAGGAAUCAGCAAUUGUUUUGUCGCGCGAUUUAAAAGAUGCACAAAAAAUCAUCAACAGCUUUUGGAUACCGUUGACCAACUAAACGAUUGUUUCAGUAGCAGUAUGUUGAUGCAAUUGUUUGCAAGUUUUUCAAUGAUUUGCUUGACUGGUUUUCAGGCUGUUCUGGGCGCAACAACAAAAACCAGUUUAAUAAAAUUCGUCCUCUACUUGGGAGCAGCAUGUACGCAAUUAUUUAACUGGUCUUGGGUUGGAAAUGAAUUACUCUAUCAGAAAGUAACAUUACUAACAAGUCAAUGGACAUCUGGCUGGGAAAAUGAACUUGAUUCCAAUAUUAAGCCAUUGUUAAUAAUGUCCAUGAUUAAAACAAUGAGACCUAUGGCGCUACAAGCCGGUGGAUUUUUCACCAUGUCUAUGGCAACAUUUCUUUCCGUGGACAGUUCAGAUUUAGGAACAUUGAUAACUAUAAAAAAAACAAUAUUUUUGGAAAAUCUUGAUUUCUAUAUGUUUUCAUCAUUUGCCACGACAUUGGGACUGUCGACGACAUUUUUAGUUCCCCGUAAAAAAGGUGAAUUGCCAGUACGCGCAUUGUUUCCAUUUGAUACUAGAAUAUCACCAAUGCACGAAAUAGCAUUUUUCAUCCAAAUAUAUUCAAUUGCCUUUGGGUUGACAAAUGUCGUAACACUGGAAUUCAUAAGUUUGGGAUUUAUACGCUGGACUACCGUACAAUUGAUUGUAUUGACUUCAAAUUAUAAAAACUGUCCUGAUGAUAUUGUCGAUGAUUGUUAUUUAUGGCGAUUCAAAACAUGCAUUAAACAUCAUCAGCGGCUUACUUUGAUUGUCAAGGAAUUGAAUAGCUUAUUCAGUUCCAGUAUGUUUACGCAGCUUGCAACAAGUGCUACAAUGAUUUGUUUGGCUGGUUUUCAAGCAGUAUUAGGCUCGAAUGAUAAAUCUAGUUUUAUGAAAUUUACUGUCUACCUUGGAGCGACUUUUACACAAUUAUUGUAUUGGUGUUGGUUUAGUAAUCAACUUCUCACUCAGGCAAUUUCAUUAACAUCUGGGGUUUGGAUGUCAGGUUGGGAACACCAGUUACCACUGAAUGUUAAAAAUUUAUUAACCAUUUCAAUAUUACGGACAUUGAAACCAUUACAAUUGAAAGCUGGAAACUUCUUUACUCUAUCUUUGGAGCUUUUUGUGUCGGUGAUACAGAAUUCUUAUUCGUACUUUGCAAUUCUUAAUACUGUUCACAGUAAUGAUGAAUAG
This is a messenger RNA of Microplitis demolitor, 2085 nucleotides long. RefSeq lists its product as uncharacterized. Bases 1 to 2085 code for a protein of 694 amino acids. NCBI's taxonomy places the organism in Eukaryota, Metazoa, Arthropoda, Insecta, Hymenoptera, Braconidae. The transcript has 11 exons. The record is from RefSeq and is a predicted model, not a curated record. Gene Ontology annotation, cellular component: plasma membrane. Gene Ontology annotation, biological process: sensory perception of smell; detection of chemical stimulus involved in sensory perception of smell. Gene Ontology annotation, molecular function: olfactory receptor activity; odorant binding.